Messenger RNA from Kogia breviceps (pygmy sperm whale), 1361 nucleotides. RefSeq names its product S-antigen visual arrestin (gene SAG). Lineage: Eukaryota; Metazoa; Chordata; Mammalia; Artiodactyla; Physeteridae. Gene Ontology annotation, cellular component: photoreceptor outer segment; photoreceptor inner segment. Gene Ontology annotation, molecular function: G protein-coupled receptor binding. The record is from RefSeq and is a predicted model, not a curated record. Gene Ontology annotation, biological process: signal transduction; G protein-coupled receptor internalization.
CUAGCCCUCUGAAACCUGACAUAACACCCCAAGGGGAAGAAACUGCCAGGGACAGAUAACAUGGAGGCCAACGUGCAGGACAGUAAGUCUACACCAAACCACGUUAUUUUCAAGAAGAUCUCCCGGGACAAAUCGGUGACCAUCUACUUGGGGAAGAGAGACUAUAUAGACCAUGUUGACCAAGUAGAGCCUGUUGAUGGUGUCGUGCUGGUGGAUCCUGAGCUCGUGAAGGGAAAGAGAGUGUACGUCUCUCUGACCUGCGCCUUCCGGUACGGCCGGGAGGACAUCGAUGUGAUCGGCCUGAAGUUCCGCAGGGACCUGUACUUCACCCAGGUCCAGCUGUUCCCUCCUGUGGAGGCCUUGGGAACCCUCACGAAGCUACAGGAGAGCCUGAUCAAGAAGCUAGGGGACCACACGUACCCCUUCCUGCUCACGUUUCCCGACUACUUACCCUGCUCGGUGAUGCUGCAGCCAGCUCCACAAGAUGUGGACAAGUGCUGUGGGGUCGACUUCGAGGUCAAAGCCUUUGCCACACCCAGCACAGAUACGGAAGAGGACAAAAUUCCCAAGAAGAGCUCUGUGCGUUUGCUGAUCCGGAAGGUACAGCAUGCGCCGCAAGAGAUGGGUCCCCAGCCCCAAGCGGAGGCCUCCUGGCAGUUCUUCAUGUCCGACAAGCCCCUGCACCUCGCCGUCUCCCUCAGCAAAGAGAUCUAUUACCACGGGGAACCCAUUCCUGUGACUGUGACCAUUACCAAUAAUACAGAGAAGACGGUGAAGAAGAUUAAAGCGCUAGUGGAACAAGUGGCCAACGUGGUUCUCUACUCGAGUGAUUAUUACACCAAGCCGGUGGCCAUGGAGGAAACACAGGAAAAAGUGCCGCCAAACAGCACCUUGACCACGACGCUGACCCUGGUGCCCUUGCUGGCUAACAACCGCGAGAGAAGGGGCAUCGCCCUGGACGGGAAAAUCAAGCACGAGGACACGAACCUUGCCUCCAGCACCAUCAUAAAGGAGGGCAUAGACAGAACCGUCAUGGGGAUCCUGGUGUCUUACCAGAUCAAGGUGAAGCUCACGGUGUCAGGCCUUCUGGGAGAGCUCACCUCCAGUGAAGUGGCCACUGAGGUGCCGUUCCGCCUCAUGCACCCCCAGCUUGAGAACCCAGAUAAGACCAAGAAAAGUUUUCAGGAUGAAAAUUUUGUUUUUGAGGAGUUUGCUCGCCAAAAUCUGAAAGAUGGAAGAGAAGUUAAGGAAGAGAAGACAGACCAGGAGGUGGCCGUGGAUGAGUGAAGAGGCCGGCUCAGGACGCGGGAAAUGGGGUCGUUAGCAGCACGGUAGCAGCGCCCCACAGUUAGCCCUUUAGU